AUGCCGUACAUUUCCCAGCCCUCCGUUCUUUCCCGCCAAAUAACGUCCCCCUUUUCAAAAUUCAAAAAUCCUCUCCCCCAAACGCUAUCUCACCUGCAAUCCUCCAAAUCCAUGAACGAAUUCAAGCAAAUCCAAGCCCAGGCAAUCCGUACUGGCGAAAUCAUGAACACCUUCAUCGCAUCCAAGAUGCUCGAAUUCUGCGCAGUAUCCGCUGCAAACAUGGACUAUGCUCUUCGGAUCUCCGACACUGUUGAUCGGCCCAACGCCUACACAUGGACCACCAUGAUUAGAGGAUUCGUUGUGGCGAGAAACCCAGAAAGGGCGAUUGAAUUCUUCGAACAGAUGAGAUUGAUUGGCGUAGAACCCAACAGAUUCACCUUCCUUUUUGUUCUUAAAGCUUUUUCUUUAGUACCCAAUUCCCGAGAAGGAAGAAUUGUUCAUGGGAAGAUUUUCAAAAACGGGCUUCUGUCAGAUGAAUUUCUUCGCAAUGCACUCAUCCAUGUUUACUUCAAAUGUGGAGAGUUUGAGUCUGCUCGCCAUUUGUUUGAUGAAAUUUCUACUAAUAAUGCGGUGAUUUGGAAUACCGUAAUUGUUGGGUGCUUUGCUUGUGGGGAUAUAAAAAAUGCUAGAAAACUGUUUGACGAAAUGCCUCAACGAAAUGUGGCUUCUUGGAACGCAGCCAUUAGUGGGUAUUCUAGGUGGGGCCAUGUGGAUGUUGCACGCUCGCUAUUUGAUGAGAUGCCUGAGAGAGAUCUGUUGUCAUGGAGCGCAAUGAUUGCUGGCUACUCCCAGAGUGCAUGGGCCAUGGAAGCUGUUGUCCUCUUCCAGGAAAUGCUGGUCGCUGGUGUUAGGCCAGAUAGCGUCACUUUAGUGAGCGUUCUUCAAGCUUGCUCUCAAAUUGGAGCAUUGGACAUCGGCCAGUGGCUUCACGCUUAUGUGGACAGAAACAAACUAAGGCAUGAUGUUGUUUUGGGCACUUCUCUUGUUGACAUGUAUGCAAAGUGCGGGUGCAUAGACAUAGCCCUUCAAGUCUUCCGUGGGAUGCUGAGGAAGAAUGUCUUGUCGUGGAAUGCCAUGUUAUGUGGGCUUGCAAUGCAUGGCCAUGGAGAUCAUGUCACGGAGCUUUUCACACGGAUGGAAUUGGCACAUGUUUGGCCCAAUGACAUCACGUUUGUCGCAGUACUUAGUGCAUGCAGUCAUAUAGGGUCAGUGGAUGAAGGCCGCAGACAAUUCAUUCGCAUGUGCAAAGAGUUCAACAUCAUACCCAAGAUUGAACACUAUGGUUGUAUGGUUGAUCUUCUUGGACGAGCGGGCCUCAUAGAUGAGGCUAAAGAGCUUAUCAGGAGCAUGCCAAUGGAGCCUAACAUCGUCAUCUGGGGGGCUUUGCUCAGUGCCUGUAGGGCCCAUGGUGAUAUUAGUGCCGGGGAGCACGUGAUGAAACAUCUUCUAAAGUUGGCCCCUGGGGAUGGGGGCUGCUACGUGCUCCUAUCGAACAUAUGUGCGACCGGAAACCGGUGGGACCUUGUUUCAAAGAUGAGAAAGCUGAUGAGAGACAUGGGAGUGGAGAGGAUACCGGGAUGUAGCUCCAUCGAGGUGAAUGGUGUGGUUCAUGAAUUUCUGGUGGAUGACAAGGCCCACCCAAAUUGGAAAGAGACCUUUGAGGCCCUAGAUAGGCUAAGCAGCCAUCUAGAAGAUGAGGGUUAUGUCCCAAAUCGCUCACUGAUCUCGUAUGAUAUGGAUGAGAAGCUUGCAUGA
Molecule: messenger RNA, 1755 nt
Organism: Magnolia sinica
Lineage: Eukaryota; Viridiplantae; Streptophyta; Magnoliopsida; Magnoliales; Magnoliaceae
Product: pentatricopeptide repeat-containing protein At1g08070, chloroplastic-like
Exons: 1
Coding region: 1-1755 (584 amino acids)
Biological process (GO): RNA modification
Molecular function (GO): RNA binding; protein binding
Source: RefSeq, a predicted model, not a curated record